AUGACUGAACGAGGAUCAGUGAACGUGAAGCUUCCCAAGCUGGAGUUGCUGAAAUUCGAUGGGAAACGGAAGGACAGGGACCCUUUCUGGGAGCAGUUCGACAGGCUGGUUCAUCGGAACGAGGACUUGCCUCUGAGUGACAAGUUCAGCUACUUGAAGUCGUUGCUGACGGGCGACGCAGCUGCGGCGAUGGGACUGCAUGUAUCCGCGGAGUGUUACAAGGACGCCGUGGAACUCCGUCAGAAAUGUUUUGGAGCUGACACAGCGAUCAUACAAGAGCACAUGGAGGCACUCCUUAACAUUCGACCUAUCCAGUCAUCGGGGGAUGUGCACGAGCUACGAAAGCUGCAUGACCGUCUCCGAGCGCACAUGCGUGGUCUGAACGUUCUUGGUGUAGCUGAGGAUUCCUAUUGCUCCCUGCUUUAUCCUGUACUGCUGCGGUCUCUUCCGAAGGACCUUGUUCUACAGUACUGCCGGAAGACAGCGGUGGACUCUACACAGUACGGGACCAACAGUUCGUCGAUCAACGAAACCGGCGAUAACGUGGAUACUAGGACUUCAGAGUCCACAGUGACGAACUAUCGGAAGAAGGUGGCUGAUCUUCUGCAAUUGCUGGGGAUUGAAGUGGACAGCCGAGAGCGCUUAGCUUCAGUGCAGAAGACCGACAACGGGGGUCACUCUAAGGGCGUGACUCACAAGAAACAGUUUCUGCCAAGAGUCAGCACAGACAUCAAAGGAAAACCGGAGGACCUUGGUUUGCUGGUCGCGGACGUACAAUCGGGUGUGGCGAGAGAGAUUUCUGUUCUCGUUGGUUGCGGCUACUACUGGGAGUUCGUCAGUGGGAAGGUCUUAAGCCUCGGAAAGAGACCCGGGGCCACUGAAACAGCAUUUGGAAUCACAUCUGAAAAUAUUGUAUCGAAAUUCUGGGAGCUGGAGAGCAUCGGAGUGGCAAUCAACUCUCUAGGAGACCAAGAAGGCUCAACGGACGGUAACGUCCUGAUAUCGUUCAAGACUACAGUAAAGAAAGUGGAUAACCGUUACGAGGUACGGUUGCCGUGGAAGAACGAUGUGUAUCUAGACGACAACGAACACGUCGCACAGAAGCGGCUUCAUCAUAUACUGAAGAAGUUGGAGAAAAAUCCAGAACACAUGCUGGAAUAUGACAACGUUGUAAGACAAUAUCUCCACAAUGGCAUAGCAGAAGAAACCGAUCCGGACACGUCACCCAGCACAACGAAGCUCCGGGUUGUCUUCGACGCUUCAUCGCACGAAUCGGAUGCACGAUCUCUGAACGACAACCUGGAGAGUGGCCCCAACCUCAACUCGGAUUUGGUCGCCUUAUUGCUAAAUUUCCGGAAGUAUCGGGUAGCGUUAGUUGCAGAUAUUGAAAAGGCGUUCCUACAGACUAGCAUCAACGACAACGACAGGGACGCGCUCCGUUUCCUCUGGCUGCAGGAAACUCCUACACCUGGUCAUCCUCUGCCGGACAUCCUGCUCAGGACAUCUCUCUAUGUCGACGGCCUCCUAAUUGGAGCAUCGGAUGAGGAGUCAACCGACAAGAUUUACCUUGAAGCCAACGACAUCUUCCGGGCAGCGUCCAUGAAGCUCCACAAGUGGGCGUCUAACAGCAGUCUGAUGGGAGGCCGUUUUCAAUCUGAGGCAACGGGAGCUGUGCCACUGGGUGAAGUCACUGGGGUCCUCAAGGUGCUUGGUCUGACGUGGAAUCCAACAGUGGAUACGUUCUCAUCAAAUGAUGUGCUCCAAUUCGCGCAGCAGCGGACGGAUACAAAGCGGUCCCUUCUUCAAACACCGGCUAGACUUUACGACCCGAUGGGGUUCCUUUCACCUUUCCUUGUGAAGGAGAAGAUUUGGUUUCAACGGACCUGGCAGCUCAAGCUCAACUGGGGUGAUGCUCUACCGAACGACAUAAAGCAGAAAUGGCACGAGUGGUGCGAGGGCUUACCGCUCCUACAGACGACACAAGUUCCACGAUUCUAUGAGCACGGCGUGGAUGCUGCAUGCAUUUGCGUCAAGGAUGCAACGGGUGAAGCAACCACUUCGUUACUUCUGGCAAAAGCGAGGGUUGCACUGUUGAAGAAGCUGACAUUACCCAGGCUCGAACUCAUGGCGUGCCUCAUCGCGUCAAGGCUGUUUAAGUACAUUUCCAGCCAUCUCAAGUUGGAGACCGACGAAAUUCACUUCUGGAGCGACAGCACGAUUGCUCUGUACUGGAUCCAGGGGAACGCAACCAGGUGGAAGCCUUUUGUGCAAAAUAGAGUGGUCGAAAUUCAAGAAAAUGGUUCUUCUCACCCUUGGCACUAUUGUCCUAGCAAGGAAAACCCAGCAGACCUCAUGACCAGAGGAAUCACGGCAAAAAGCCUAGUGGAGAACGAACUUUGGUGGAAGGGCAUACAAGCUACAUGUGGAAGCUACAUCAACGGUACCCGUUCUUUUGGAGGCAAGCAAGUUCAGCUGGGCGGUAGCACUUCAUAG
Molecule: messenger RNA, 2493 nt
Organism: Ornithodoros turicata
Lineage: Eukaryota; Metazoa; Arthropoda; Arachnida; Ixodida; Argasidae
Exons: 6
Coding region: 1-2493 (830 amino acids)
Source: RefSeq, a predicted model, not a curated record